Cladocopium goreaui is the source of this 324-nucleotide messenger RNA. NCBI's taxonomy places the organism in Eukaryota, Dinophyceae, Suessiales, Symbiodiniaceae. The record is from the annotation of a GenBank genome assembly.
AGGGUUUCAGCAUGUUUCAGCCUUGGAGCGAAUUCCCCUCAUGGCGGAGCCGUUGAUCAAGAAGGAGCUUGAGGGUGAGCCCUGUUUGGAAGUGAUUGGCGCUGGAUGGGGGCGUACAGGAACAAACAGCGUCAAGAUCGCGCUUGAGAAGCUUCUGGAUGGGCCUUCCUAUCAUAUGUUUGAAUGCGCCGUCAGACCAGACUUCCAGAAGUGGAUCGACGCCUAUGCUGGGAAACCAGAUUGGAAAGGAAUCUUCACUCAUCCAGAUGGAGACAGAUUUUACAAAGCGACCGUGGACUACCCAGCCUGCGGCAUGUACAAGGA